UUUACUCGUUUACAUUCUCAAAAACUCAAAUAAGUGGAUGAAACGCGAUCGUGAAGUCUAAAAUGAUAUUUGUCUAAAUUUAGACUAUCAUGAGAUCAGAAAGCAACACCCAUUCGCCAGUCAUUCUAAAUGUAUUCUGUGACACCAGCCCCCGCACCGUACCUACAAAUAGGCCCGGGUCAGAUGGCUCACGGAGAUUUUCGUCUGUGGAGGUGUCAUGGAUCCGAUACGAUUUGGCCUCCUCUUUAGAACUAUUGUUUUGCAGUGUUUUGUCAUGAAGAGUGUAAUGUCUGUCCAGAAAAGAGAAUGGGUUGGUGGUCCAACAGCAAAGUUAGCAGAGGGAGACGUGACAUGUUUUUCUGAAUACAUGGAGAUGUGGAUUCACAGUGCGAGAAUUGAAGGGUUGAGAGUGUGGCUGUCUGGGGCCUUACGAAGCCAAGUCAACCUUGCAUCUCAGGACCACCUCAACCUCCAGCUGUCUGUCUGCGGGUUCUCGCUGCACAAAGACCCCCACAAGAACUUCAUUUUCAGAGUCAGUUACACUGGAUGUUUUGUCCAGCAACAGCGUGGCUUCCAUGUGCUUACACUGAAUUUGGUGAAGAGGAUAAAUCGAUUAGGAGGCAGACGUCACAGUUUAAUGAUGACCUGCCCUGUGGGUUCUGCGCUGCCCAACAGAGAGAAAGUCCAGUGUGACCCGGAGAAUAUUCAGGUGAUAAGACAAGUUCCCCAUGACAACUGGAAUAAGGAGUUGCAGUGGUCACUGUCUUUGAGCGACCACCUCAUUGUUGCUGUGGAGGAUGCCAGUCUGAUCCAGAUGGACAUUGUCCUGGACGGACCAGACAUUGCUGUCCAAGGCAGGAGGAGGGAGAUCUUGAGCCCUGUGACGGUGAUGGAAAAUGAAGGGGAAUUCUUAGCCCUGAAGCUGGUCAGUGGUCUAUAUGCCUACAGUAUGGAAGCUGUGUGUCCAACAGUGACUACGUCCACAGCAGAGGAGACGGUGCUGCACAUUUUCAAACGUCGCAUGGGCCUGACCAGGCGAGGCAGCGAUGACAAUGAGGGACUGACUGUCAGUGAUGUGUCAGUGAACCAGACGGAUGAUUUCACUGUGCACGAGACGAGGGAAUUUGUGUCACUGAUCAUUCCCACAACACAAAUACUCCAAACAAAGACCUGCGCAGACAGCAAACAACUCGUGCAGCCCUUCUACAGGGUGGAUGUUGUGCUCACCUUCAAAGAGACAAAUCACAAAAUGCAUUGGACCAUGGAGAACACACUGCCGUGCACAGCUGGGCUUGCAACGUCUCACAUCACACCCCCUCCUGCCCCGUCCAUACUCAACUCUAUAAAUGAGAGUCUAACUACAGAGCGAGUGUUGUUGGGUCGUCCUGCCGUCCCCACAUGGACACCAACCAAGGCGGCUCUGUUCGAAGAGAUGAUGUCGGAAUUUUCCACAAUUAGCUCAUCUCACACAGAGACAGAGGGCAGCAGCUUUAAUUCCCACAAUGAGGAGAUGACAAAGAGUCAAAGUGGGGAUUUAUCCUCUGGGUUCGAUGGGGACACUGUCACUUCCGUUGAUGCAAAUGUAACAUACGUAACUUUCCAUACAACUGUGGCACAUGAACAAGAAAACCGUCAAGACCCGCAAAAGCAGAAAAAAUGGAAAUGGAUUUGGUAGGAUUAGAAACCAGAAAACAUUUGUGAAACACUAUUAAAAUGAUUGCCACCGCUGAAACAGAACAAUACCAACAAUUGAAGCAAAAAUAUAUUUCAGUAUCCCCCUCACUUUAAGGCCUUUUGAUUCACUUAUUUUGUUUGAAUUCUCACUGGUUCUAAGUGGUACACGUCCGUUUGCCAUCGUAAGGGGGGGG
Messenger RNA from Scophthalmus maximus (turbot), 1868 nucleotides. It is a transcript of the gene ciroz, whose product is annotated as chromosome 3 C1orf127 homolog. The record is from RefSeq and is a predicted model, not a curated record. The transcript has 12 exons. Lineage: Eukaryota; Metazoa; Chordata; Actinopteri; Pleuronectiformes; Scophthalmidae. The coding region runs from base 218 to 1675 and encodes 485 amino acids.